Chara braunii is the source of this 3794-nucleotide messenger RNA. NCBI's taxonomy places the organism in Eukaryota, Viridiplantae, Streptophyta, Charophyceae, Charales, Characeae. The record is from the annotation of a GenBank genome assembly.
UGACAAUGCCAUUGCCAACAUGAAGGCUCCCUGCAACUGCAUGGGAGAAGCUGUAAUAUUUCAGGGGCCAUGGACGAGCACCCUGAUUGGCCUUCUAGCAUGGCCAGGAAGAUUUCAUCCAGGAUGUCAUGGAUGACCACGACCAUGGCGGCACCGUCACCGUCAUUGGUGAUGCCACUGGAAGUUGCCAAGCAUGAAAUAUGGGACCGAUAUCCGCCAAAGCCGCACCAGGAGGUACUACGUAAGCAUGGUAGGGAUGCAAGCGGGCCUCCAUUGUCUCAAGUGGUCUCGGCAUCAAGGCGAUGCCAUGGGAGGUUAACGCAAAAUCGGCGCCUGUUGGUGCGGCAUCUGCUGCUCCUGAUGGUGGUUCUUCCACUUGCCCUGCUGGUUUUCUCUUCUUCAAUGACGAUAAAGGUGCAAGCGGUGAGUUUACGGGGGGGGAUAGAGGUGGGCAGGGGUGGCGAUCUUCAGCUUGAACCUGUGGAAACCACUUCAAAGGAGAAGCUGGACACAGCUUCCACUAUGAGGAUGUCGUUUCCCACAGAGAAUUCCCGUCCAGUGGCAGUUCCACCCCCCCCUAUAGCUCCCACCAAAAGAGGGGUCUCAGAGCGUUUGCUUCGCGUUUCAUCCUCAUCGGUUGGCGACACUGCGUCUUCCAGUAAACGCCCUUCUCGCGUUUCGUUGGCAUCAGUCGGAUUACUGACAUUAGGCAUGGCUCUUGCAUCUGGCCUUGGAGCGUUGCCAUUCUUCUUCUUCAAGCUGAGCCCUGCUUGGUCGGGGAUCUGCAACGGAAUCGCCUGCGGGGUGAUGCUUGCUGCCAGCUUUGACCUUGUGAGUGAGGGCCAGGUCCUCGGUGGAGGUGGUUGUGUCGUCAUCGGCAUACUGGCAGGCGGUCUUUUCAUUCUGUCUAGCCAGAGACUCCUUGACGAGUUUGGUGAAGUCAGCGUCCUUGAUUUGCAGGGUGCAGAUGCAAGGAAGAUGGUCAUUGUUGUGGCAAUCAUGACCCUCCACGCCUUUGGUGAGGGAGCGGGGGUGGGUGUCUCAUUUGCAGGGCCGAAGGGCCUUCCGCAGGGGUUGAUGGUGACUAUAGCGAUUGGAAUCCAUAACAUUCCUGAGGGUCUUGCCGUCGCAUUGGUUCUUGUUUCGAAGGGCGUUUCGCCGUGGAAAGCCCUUGGAUGGAGCAUUCUGUCGUCUAUUCCCCAGCCGCUGGUUGCUGUUCCCGCAUUUGCGUGUGCGGAAACUUUCAAUCGGUUCCUUCCGCUUUGUCUAGGCUUCGCCGCCGGCUGCAUGAUUUGGAUGGUUUUCGGAGCUGUCAUGCCAGAUGGUAUGAAGGACACAAGCCCGAAUGCCGUCGCGACGGCAGCGACGUUGUCUGUCGCAAUUAUGGAAUCUGUCGAUACCUUGAUGAAUGAGGCAGAAAAGCGCAGCAGCGACCCGUUCCACCCAUCAUUUCUUCUCUUGUCUCUGGCUCUUGGACUUGGACCUCUUGUCAUUGGGACCGGUAGUCUGGUAGUCCUGCGCCGCACGGUACGAAAUCCCUCGCCGUUCUUAAUGGGGUUGACGGCUGGAAUUCUCUUAACACUGUCUUGUUGGCGUACAGCGGAGAUACACGCAGCAGGCCAACUGGGGCUUGCUCGACUGCUGGCGCUUUUAUUUCUGGGCAUUGUAAUUCUUCCUUUGGUGACGAGAUCGAUGUUCUCUUCUUCGCAUGGCCUGCCGAAGGCGACAACGAGGCAGGGGAGGAGCAAGAGGAGAGGAGUUGACUCUCCCAAGAAAGGAUCGCGUGGCCUAGACCUAGGGGUGUUGCAGGCAGGCAAAGGAGGGACUAGCUCGUCUUCGAUACCCACUCCCUCGCUCCUGCAUCCGGUUACAUUUAGCAUCACUGUGCUGGCUGCACUGGCUGUGCAUUUGUUUUCCAACGGUCUGUCAUCUGGCGCUGAGCUGAGGAGAAAUGGGGGAGUGGGAGCGACAUGGGAGACCAUCUUCUCUGCACUCUUGUCAGCUUCGCUGCAGGGCUGGCUGUAUGGAAUGGUCGUUGCGAUGAUAAUCAUGGCGACAAGAGGAGGGUACAGGUCAGCAAUGGCAGGCAUGUGUUUGACCGGUACUGCAGCCUACUUGGGUGUUCAUGCUGCAUUGGUCCACUGGAAUGUCGCUCUGUCCUCCCCUGCACUUGAUGCAUGUCAGGUGGUAGCCAGUGCGGCACUGAUCUGUUCUGUUCCUGCGUGGUUGCCGCAGAGAAAUCUCGUGAUUGCAGCACGGAAGACGACCCUUGGAGUCGUUCUUGGGGCCACAAUCACAGCUGUGAGCGUGAUGUGCUCCAAGCUUGUGCACUUGCGCAUCACACAGAACUCUGCUGGAAUCAAUGCAGCUGCAGCUGACUGACCAAUGAUCGCAUGGGUGUGUGUGUGUGGUGUUUCUUGGCACCGACUUGAUCUCCAUGCAGCACUGCCGAAACAUUCCAGAGAGCACGCAUGGGUGUGUGUGUGGUGUUUCUUGGCGCCGGCAGAUUUCUGGGGCUCAGGUUAUGAGUGUUAAGGUUGAGGUGACCAGGAAACCUAAGGUGAUAAAAAUAACGUGCAGCAGCAGUAGAGAGGCUCAGGUGACCAGACACCCACAUACUCAGGCUCAGGCGAUCCUCUUCGCAUUUGUACUGCUGAGUUCGAACUUCAAAGUAGUGAAUGGAGAGGUAUGCCUGUGAAGCUGGUGGGUGGCAAAUCUAUGAAGAAGGAAGAGCGGUGGCUGUGUGUCGACUGUUUCUGGCUGUAUACACCCAUCUGAGUGGGUUGUUUCCCCCCCCCUUCAGGGCAACAAGGCCCACUGGCAUCUUCUGUAUCUUAAUACAUCUACCUCCUUGGUAAUCAACUGGUUGUACCAGCACUUCUUUGCGCCUUAACUUGUCGAUCAUGCUGCAUGGACUACACGUUUCUGGCUCGUCCAUUGCUAAGUAAUCGGACCUGUCUGAUGCAAAAAAAAUGAGCAACGGUCGACGACUUCGGCAGCUCACCGCAAGGGAGCAGUACUUGACUUUGGCUCCCUAACCUCAUACAAAUAGCACUUGGUUAUCACUGUUUGAUGGCUGCUUGAACCUGUUUGACCCAAAGCAACAAGAGUUUGACUUUGGCAGAGCAACUACUGCAGGUGGACAGUAAGUAGCUGACUCUGGUAAUCGAAACGAACCGCCGGUGAUUUUUCAACCGUACCACAGCCAUCUUUAUCGACUGAGGAGUUUACUCUACUCCCAAAGUUCAAUGGAAGAAAAGUCAACUUAGUUUGACUGGAAGCAGACUGUAGGCAACAACAGAUAUCCAAGGAAGAGCAGUCAAUUUCGUUUGACUGGAAGUGAAGCGAGGACAGACUUCAAAGGAACAAAACAGUCGACGCAGUUCGAAGCAAAGGGGACUUCAACAACUUCGAUCGGUUGGUCUCGAGCAAGCGUUGCGGGUGACCGUCGACUCCAACAGUUUGUUUGACUUUUUUUCUAAGUGGGAGGCAGGGAAGGACGGGUCCGUAGCGCAGUAUGGAUGUGUUCCUUGCGAGUUUUGGGCGCAACCAGCCACUCGUCAUGCUCUGAGCGAAUGCAGCGCAGAUGUCACUUCACACUCAAAUGCUUGCCGUCGACUUUGAGUUUCCCAUCAUGCUGCAAACCUCCAUCGUUUGUUACCUUCUUAGCUGGGAUAUGAGCCCAUGCCUGAUGGGGGUUCCCCACCUUGCCUUCAUUUUCUCGGUCCGGUCCCACACACAUGACAUGCACCUUCAAUUCUGUCCCAAGUUAUAAAGUUCCAAGCUCUACAAAG